GAAAGAAAAACGUACAAGGGUCCAACAAAUCACAGAGUAGAGUACUCUCUCUCUCUCUCUCUCUCUCUCUUCAAAACUGGACUCGCUGAAAUCAAAGAACCAUCACAGAGAGAGACCACCACACAGUCUGGGCAGUCAUGGCUGCUGCAAAUGCUCCCAUCGCCAUGAAAGAAGUCCUAACGUUGCCUAGCCUAGGAAUCAACCAACAAUUUAUCACAUUCACCAAUGUGACGAUGGAAUCGGAUAAGUACAUUUGUGUGAGGGAAACUGCACCUCAAAAUAGUGUUGUUAUCAUUGAUAUGAACGUGCCUAUGCAGCCACUGCGAAGGCCAAUCACUGCUGACUCGGCUUUGAUGAACCCCAAUUCUAGAAUUCUUGCCCUUAAAGCUCAAGUCCCGGGAACAAAUCAGGACCAUUUGCAAAUAUUCAACAUUGAAUUGAAGACAAAAGUCAAAUCACAUCAGAUGCCAGAGCAGAUUGUAUUUUGGAAGUGGAUCACCCCAAAGAUGCUUGGCCUAGUCACACAGACAUCAGUCUAUCAUUGGUCAAUUGAAGGUGAUUCUGAACCUAUGAAGAUGUUUGACCGAACAGCGAAUUUGGUGAAUAAUCAAAUAAUCAACUAUCGUUGUGAUCCUACUGAAAAGUGGUUGGUCUUGAUUGGAAUUGCUCCUGGUUCACCUGAGAGGCCACAACUUGUAAAAGGGAGUAUGCAGCUUUUCGCUGUGGAUCAGCAACGGAGUCAAGCUCUUGAAGCACAUGCUGCAUCAUUUGCCUCAUUUAAAGUUGCAGGGAAUGAGAAACCUUCAGUUCUUAUAUGUUUUGCUUCAAAGACCUCUAAUGCUGGACAAAUUACAUCCAAGUUGCAUGUUAUUGAACUCGGUGCCCAGCCAGGAAAACCUGCAUUUUCUAAGAAGCAAGCAGAUUUAUUCUUUCCCCCAGACUUUGUUGAUGACUUUCCAGUGGCAAUGCAGAUAUCACACAUGCAUAGUUUGAUUUAUGUGAUCACAAAGCUUGGACUUCUAUUCGUGUAUGACCUAGAGACAGCUGCUGCCAUUUAUAGGAAUCGGAUUAGUCCAGAUCCUAUAUUUUUGACAACAGAAGCUUCAUCAAUUGGCGGAUUUUAUGCCGUCAAUAGGCGUGGCCAAGUUUUGCUUGCCACUGUAAAUGAAGCAACGAUUGUGUCUUUUGUCAGUGGUCAGUUAAAUAAUCUGGAGCUUGCUGUUAAUCUUGCCAAACGUGGAAACCUCCCUGGUGCAGAAAACCUGGUUGUUGAGCGGUUCCAAGAAUUGUUUGCUCAGACAAAGUAUAAGGAGGCUGCAGAACUUGCUGCAGAGUCACCGCAGGGAAUUCUCCGCACUUCUGACACUGUUGCUAAAUUUCAGAGUGUUCCAGUGCAAGCUGGGCAAACACCUCCUUUGCUGCAGUACUUUGGAACUCUUUUAACUAGGGGAAAGCUCAAUGCUUUUGAGUCAUUGGAACUAUCUCGUCUUGUUGUAAAUCAGAACAAAAAGAAUCUUUUGGAGAAUUGGUUGGCAGAGGACAAACUUGAAUGUAGCGAGGAGCUUGGAGAUCUUGUGAAGACAGUGGAUAAUGACCUUGCACUGAAAAUUUACAUUAAAGCUAGAGUGACUCCAAAAGUUGUUACUGCGUUUGCUGAGAAGAGGGAGUUUGACAAAAUUCUCAUAUACUCAAAGCAGGUUGGAUACACACCUGAUUAUUUAUUUCUUCUACAAACAAUUCUGCGAUCAGAUGCCCAGGGAGCUGUUAAUUUCGCUUUAAUGAUGUCUCAAAUGGAGGGAGGUUGCCCAGUUGACUACAAUACAAUCACAGAUCUAUUCCUUCAGAGGAACCUGAUUCGUGAGGCAACAGCCUUUCUGUUGGAUGUUUUGAAGCCAAAUUUACCAGAACAAGGUUCCCUCCAAACAAAGGUUUUGGAAAUCAAUCUGGUGACAUAUCCAAAUGUGGCGGAUGCUAUAUUAGCUAAUGGGAUGUUUAGCCACUAUGAUCGGCCUCGUAUCGCACAACUCUCUGAAAAAGCUGGUCUGUAUGUACGAGCCCUUCAGCAAUAUACUGAAUUGUCAGAUAUAAAACGUGUCAUUGUGAACACACAUGCCAUUGAACCACAGUCCCUAGUUGAGUUCUUUGGAACCCUUUCUAAAGAAUGGGCCCUAGAGUGCAUGAAGGACCUUCUACUGGUCAAUCUUAGGGGCAAUCUUCAGAUAAUUGUGCAGGUUGCAAAAGAAUUUUCUGAGCAGUUGGGUGUUGAGUCUUGCAUAAAACUCUUCGAGCAGUUCAAGUCCUAUGAAGGGUUAUACUUCUUCUUGGGGUCAUAUUUGAGCUCCAGUGAGGAUCCUGAAAUCCACUUUAAGUACAUUGAGGCAGCUGCUAAAACAGGGCAGAUUAAGGAAGUGGAACGGGUGACUCGGGAAUCAAACUUUUAUGACCCUGAAAAGACGAAGAACUUUUUAAUGGAAGCAAAACUUCCUGAUGCACGUCCUCUUAUCAAUGUCUGCGAUCGUUUUGGUUUUAUUCCUGAUCUCACUCAUUACCUAUACACAAGCAACAUGCUUCGGUAUGUUGAAGGAUAUGUUCAAAAGGUCAAUCCAGGAAACACUCCUCUAGUUGUAGGGCAGCUACUGGAUGAUGAGUGCCCUGAAGAUUUCAUUAAAGGUCUUAUUCUUUCAGUUCGUUCUCUUCUUCCAGUUGAUCCCCUUGUAGAGGAAUGUGAAAAGAGAAAUCGUCUUGGUUUACUCACUCAAUUUCUGGAACAUCUUGUGAGUGAGGGAAGCCACGAUGUACAUGUCCACAAUGCUCUGGGUAAAAUCAUCAUAGACAGCAACAACAACCCAGAGCAUUUUCUUACCACCAACCCCUACUAUGAUUCACGUGUUGUGGGUAAAUAUUGUGAGAAACGGGACCCCACCCUUGCUGUUGUCGCUUAUCGUAGGGGGCAGUGUGAUGAUGAAUUAAUUAAUGUCACCAGCACGAACUCCUUGUUCAAAUUGCAGGCUAGAUAUGUGGUGGAAAGGAUGGAUGCUGACCUCUGGGAGAAGGUUCUUAGUCCUGAUAAUGAGUAUAGAAGGCAGCUAAUUGAUCAAGUUGUGUCUACUGCUUUGCCUGAAAGCAAGAGCCCAGAGCAAGUUUCAGCAACUGUUAAAGCUUUUAUGACAGCUGAUCUUCCACAUGAACUGAUUGAGCUUCUUGAAAAGAUUGUGCUCCAAAAUUCUGCUUUUAGUGGGAACUUCAAUCUGCAGAAUUUGUUGAUCCUGACAGCAAUCAAGGCAGAUCCACCAAGAGUUAUGGAUUACAUAAAUAGGUUAGACAACUUUGAUGGACCUGCUGUGGGAGAGGUGGCUGUGGAAGCACAAAAAAUUAUCUAUGUGGAUGAGUUGGAGGAGGUUAGUGAAUAUUACCAGAACAGGGGAUGCUUUAAAGAGCUAAUAACUCUAAUGGAGAGUGGUCUAGGGUUGGAACGUGCUCAUAUGGGCAUAUUUACUGAAUUGGGCAUUCUUUAUGCAAGAUUUCGUCAUGAGAAGCUUAUGGAGCACAUCAAACUGUUCUCAACCCGUCUCAACAUUCCAAAGCUCAUACGAGCUUGUGAUGAACAGCAGCACUGGAAGGAACUAACUUAUUUGUAUAUCCAAUAUGAUGAGUUUGACAAUGCUGCAGCUACCAUAAUGAACCACUCCCCAGAAGCGUGGGAUCACCUGCAGUUUAAAGAUGUUGUGGUGAAAGUUGGAAGUGUGGAGCUGUACUACAAGGCUGUACACUUCUACUUGGAAGAACAUCCUGAUCUUAUUAAUGAUCUUCUUAAUGUGCUUGCCCUUCGUGUAGACCAUACACGUGUGGUGGACAUAAUGCGAAAGGCUGGUCACCUCCGUAUUGUAAAGCCCUACAUGGUUGCGGUACAGAGCAACAAUAUUGCUGCCGUUAAUGAAGCAUUGAAUGAAAUUUAUGUUGAAGAGGAGGACUAUGACAGACUUCGUGAGUCAAUAGAUUUGCAUGAUAACUUUGAUCAGAUAGGCCUUGCACAGAAGAUUGAAAAACAUGAGCUUCUUGAGAUGAGGCGUGUAGCCGCUUAUAUUUAUAAGAAGGCAGGAAGAUGGAAGCAGUCUAUUGCAUUGUCAAAGAAAGACAGUCUUUACAAAGAUGCUAUGGAGACAUGCUCACAGUCUGGUGACCGUGAACUUUCAGAGGAGUUGCUUGUUUAUUUUAUUGAGCAGGGAAAGAAAGAGUGCUUUGCAUCAUGCCUUUUUGUAUGCUACGAUUUAAUCAGGCCAGAUGUUGCUCUUGAACUUGCAUGGAUGAACAAUAUGAUUGACUUCUCCUUUCCAUAUCUCUUACAGUUUAUUCGUGAGUACACUAGCAAAGUCGAUGAACUUGUCAAGCACAAGAUUGAUACCCUUGGUGAGGUAAAAGCUAAAGAAAAGGAGGAGAAGGAAAUGGUUGCACAACAGAAUAUGUACGCUCAGUUGCUACCUCUUGCUUUGCCUGCACCACCAGUGCCUGGAAUGGGAGGACCUGGGAUGGGUGGAGGUUUUGCUCCUCCACCACCAAUGGGUGGAAUGGGUAUGCCUCCUAUGCCACCUCCUUAUGGCAUGCCAUCAAUGGGCUCGUAUUGAUUGUGUGCUUAUGAGAAAUGGUAGUAAUGCCUAGUUGACGUCAAAAAGCUCUGGAAUCUCCUGUUUGUGUUGCUGGCUUUGGGAGGAAACUUGACGCUCCAGUGCAAUGCUCUGUCUCUCAUCUCGUGCAUGUUUGUAGGCCCAAAGAUAUUUCUCUCAAUGUUCCAUAGAAAGAUAUUUCUCUGCUUUGGAUACUGAUCCGUGUAGGACUGAUCUUCAGGUGACUGGUGGAUGUAGUUGAUGGAAAAUUGGCUUUUGUGGGUUUUUUUUUUUUCUUUCUAUGGUUGUCGCUAGAUUGCCAUGUGUACAGGACUCACUUUGUAAUUUAUAUUGGUGGUGUUUGGUGUAGCUGUUAAAACAGAUUAUAGAUUAUAGCUUAACAGAUUAUAGAUUAUGACUUUAAUCA
Molecule: messenger RNA, 5028 nt
Organism: Camellia sinensis
Lineage: Eukaryota; Viridiplantae; Streptophyta; Magnoliopsida; Ericales; Theaceae
Source: RefSeq, a predicted model, not a curated record